AUGCUUGGCUGGGAUUGGAUGGGGGUUUGCUGAGUGGCUUCAUUAGUCAAUCUGUUUCCCUCUCUCUCUCGCGCGCUCGUAUCCUCUGUCAGUGAGUCGCUGCAGGAGUGUGUGUUGUGAUUUACUGCGUUGGGGUGUUCAGGUGGAUUGUCUGCUGGCAGCUGGACUGAAUUCGUCUGUGUGUGCGUGUGCACCUCAGAAUGUGGACGUGAAUCUCUCUUGUAACUAAUGAUGGCAGUUCAGGCUGGUUUGCAGGCUUGGUUCGGCGAGAAGUUUGAUGUCCCGUUACAGAGUCCUCGCGGCCUGCGCUCUCCCCGGCCCGGCCCGGGUCUGGCUGAUGUGUUCCAUUAUGACCAGUGGUUGGCUGUGCGACACGAAGCCACGCUGGUACCCAUGCAGGAGGAUCUGGCCAUCUGGCUGAGUGGCAUGCUGGGCGAGCAGGUGACAGCCGAACGCUUCAUGGAGGAGCUGGACAACGGUGUCAAACUGUGUCGCUUGGUUGGAAUUCUGCAGAGUAAAAUCCCACAGGACUCGGAAACACAGCUGCCCUUAAAGAAAAUCCAGUUCAAUAAAAACGCCUCCCCUGGAUCGUUUUUCGCCCGCGACAACACAGCGAAUUUUCUGUCCUGGUGUCGUCACAUAGGAGUGGACGAGACCUAUCUGUUUGAGUCUGAGGGUUUGGUCCUGCAUAAAGAGCCGCGGCAGGUGUGUCUGUGCCUGCUGGAGAUCGGACGCGUCGUCUCCAGGUUUGGGAUAGAGCCUCCGGUUUUGGUUAAACUGGAGAAGGAAAUCGAACUGGAGGAAAGUCUAAUGAUAACUGAUCACUCGUCUCCAGUGAAAACAUUCACUGUGUGCUGUCAGCACGGAGCCCUGUAUCACGCUGAUCGUGCGGACCAGGACGACCCUCCCUGUAACUGCACACAGAAGUUUUCCAUCGAGUAUCUGUCUGAGGGACGCUACAGGCUCGGAGACAAGAUCCUGUUCAUCAGGAUGCUCCAUGGGAAGCAUGUGAUGGUGCGUGUCGGUGGAGGUUGGGACACUCUGAAAGGGUUUCUGCUGAAAUACGACCCCGAUCGCGUGCUGCAGUUCACCACUCUAGAGCAGAAGAUUCUAGCCUAUCAGAAAGGCCCGUCCGGCCCAGGCCCCGCCCACACCGUGCAGGCCGCGCAGCCGCCCACGAUGGACCCCAUCGCAGCCGUUAACCUCCUCCCAGAAUCAUCCUCUUCAUCGUCAUCCUCCACGACGUCCGUGUUUAAACCCAACCUGCCCAUGCCCCGCGGCGUCACCCAAUCGCCAGCUUCCACGCCCCGCAGCGUCACCCAAUCACCCGCUUCCACGCCCUUAAUGCCUCGUAAGGCUGCCGCACCCAAGAAGAUUUUUCACACACCCACAGCUUCACCGAGAACCACCCCUCUUUCAUCACCCGUCCCGAAAAGAAGCCCGCUUCCCCAGUCAACCCCGACUGGGGUUUCCCAAAAAGCCCCUUCCGCCACCUCCAAGACCAAACUGCACCCGCGUGGAUCUCCAUCUCAACCUCGCAGUCCUGUCUGUCCCGAACCCACCUGCAAGCUGCCUAAACCUUCAGCCCCACCGACAUCUGCGCAGAAACCUGCCCAGCGCAACAGCCGCCCUCCUCCGGCACCCGUCCGCUCGCGGCUCGCCCAGAGACGCCCUCCUUCCCCUGCCUCCGCCCUGCACUUAGAUUCUAGGAAGGGCCGUCCCGUUUCCCCUCGCUUGGCUCCGAAUGACCCCAAACAGACGAUUGCUCUCGCAAAACCUUCUGUGACCUGCAAGAGUAAAUCUGUAGAGCAGAACACAGCUGGUGCUACGCGAACCGUCGCGUCUGUCAACGUUAAAACGACCCACAGGAAACCUCUAGUCAGCAGUAACCCUCCUGUCCAGAGCACCGCUACUAAACCAGCACCUACGAGCGCUACCCACAAACACACGGCACGGACGAAACCCAGCAAACGUGACGAACCCUACUUUGAGAUGAACAGUAAGAGAAGGGUAAAGAACUAAGAAUGCUGGGGUAUUUAUUCUGAUGCCGUAUUUAAUUUUAUUUAAGUGAAAAUGAGGCUGUGACGUAUGCAGUCUGUUUGAUUUGUUGUAUACUUUAAAUGUUGAAAAUACGUUUUCAAACAUUAAAAAUAUGUUUCUAGUGGCCAAGCUAAGAAAAUUAGACUACAACCUAUAAACACAUCUAUCUUUAACAGCCUCAUUUUCAUUUACAUUAAAUUAAAUAUGACAUAGCCUGUUGGCUUGCUUUGCAUCGGUAAAAACAUCCAUCUCUGCUUUCAUUGGUGCUGGGUGGGAUAUGUAGUUGCGACUGCAGCACUCAUACAUGGAUUUAGUCGGAUGCCAUAUUUUAUUUGAUUCGAGUGAAAAUGAGGCUGUGCAGUCUGUUUAAUUGGUUGUAUAUUUUAAAGCAUUGCAAAUACGUUUUCAAACAUUGACAAUAUGUUUUAUUAGUGGCAAAGCUAUGAAAAUGAGACUUUUAAAUUCAGUACAACCUAUUAAGCAUGCUGCACAUCUGUCGUUAACGGCCUCAUUUUCAUUUAAAUUAAAUUAAAUAUGACGUAAUCUGUUUUCUUGGCAUCUGCCAAAAUGUUCCUCUCAAGCUUUCAUUUGUGCCAUGCUAAAAAUCAUCAGGAUAUGCCUGGAAAUGGAUACAUUUUACAUAAAAAAAAAAAAAAUUAACACGUUUUUAAUUUCUUCUUUAGCUACUGUAAUUAUCAUUAUUUUAGCUGAGCGGUUGGCAAGCAUUUAUAGGUUUAGCUUAAUUGUUUAAAAUCAUGCACGGUUAUCUGCAAACUCAUAUCAUCGUUGUCAUCGUUUGUGUUUAAUAAGUUAUUUUAAGUCAGUUCAUAUCUGUUACGCGAUCUGAUUCGACUCCUUAUUCAGUUAUAAAUGGAUCAACAUCACUUAUUAAUUCCACAAAUCAUUUAUUCGCUGUAUGUCAAUGUACUUCAGAAGAAAAGCCAGCAGAAUGUUAUAAAGCAGUAAGUGUGUGUGUGUUUAAUGUCUUCAUGUAUGAUGCAGAAGCAGAUGCGCUGCAGGGCGUUCAGAUCAUGUGAUCACGUAACGCUUGCAAACGUCUGCUGUUCUGUUUCCACUUCAUAUUUACAUUAAGAGCACUGUUACUGUAUUACAUAAGAAACACAUGUAGAUGGAAAUCCACUCCUGUCGUUUCAGCUCUGAUCUGACACCCCAUAAUAUGCAGAAACGCAUCUCUACGGCAACCAAAGUGAAAUUCAUGUUUGAAUCUUGAAUGGCAUCGUUUUAAAAACUAUUUUAGAGUAUUUAGGGUUUAUGUGCCUUAAAUGUGUGUUUGUUGGAAUAUAUGUGUGGUUUAUUAUCAAGAACUGUAUUUAGUCAGGAUGGUUAGUUUGGCAGGUACUGCGGUUUAAUUUGUAUGUUUUAAGUUGGUCAAACAGCCAGCUGUUAUUAAAUGAAAUGCUACCUCCUUUACGCCACACAAAUACUACUGACUCAGUCUUGCCCAUAAACACCUGAGCUUUUAUUUUAUUACACCGUCCAGAACAAUGCUAAAUAUUUUCCAGUUUGUGGCCUAUACAGAAAGGUUUUUAUAAAUAUUCAUUUUAUGUGUAAGGGUAAUUGUUCUCUUUUUUUUUUUCCGGAUAAAGUUCUUUUGAUUCUAUUUUUGUGCGUCAGAUUGUGUGAGAGAUAUUCUUC
Molecule: messenger RNA, 3696 nt
Organism: Sinocyclocheilus rhinocerous
Lineage: Eukaryota; Metazoa; Chordata; Actinopteri; Cypriniformes; Cyprinidae
Gene: gas2l3
Product: growth arrest-specific 2 like 3
Exons: 9
Coding region: 229-2022 (597 amino acids)
Biological process (GO): actin crosslink formation
Cellular component (GO): actin filament
Molecular function (GO): actin filament binding; cytoskeletal adaptor activity; microtubule binding
Source: RefSeq, a predicted model, not a curated record